GGUCAUGAGGUUCAGCUGAGCCAUAGGGGCGUGCUGAUGGCUGAGGAGUUGGCUUUGCCCUCCCUGUCUGGCGUCCCCAUCAAGCUGGGCGCCAAUGUGACCUCUCUUCUUUCCCUGCACCUGAAAGGCAGCAUUAACUACAAGGAUGCUUCUCACUUCUCCCUGAGCGGAUACGUUCGCCCCAGUGCCUAUGUGGGCCUGUCAGCCAGGAUGGGGGUGGAUGGUGCUUUGGGUCAGGCUGCGGUUGAAUGGCUUGCUGAGCUCCAGAGCUCCCCCAGUCUGGAUGGGAGCGUCCAGCUGCAGGAGGGGCGGGACAUCCGGGUCACUUUGAACACGCCGCAGGAUGUAAUCGACAUCAUCUCUCUCAGCUCUGGAGUAUUUCAGCUGAGUGGAAACCACAGAGAUGAGAUAAAGGGAGCAAAGAGUCGGAUCCAGAGGACCACCUGCACACCAAAGAGCUGGUCUAAAAUGAUUGGCUGGCAGCUGUGCUCCAAUGUCUCUUAUCCAUCUGCUGCUGGUCCUACCCUCCCCCCCGCUGGACCGGUCCAUCUCUCACUCAGGCUGCUGAAGCUGGACAGAGGCCUCCAUUAUUACCUGCUGGAGGCUGCUUACUCAUUCCGUUAUCAGGGCGGCGCCUGGUUUCCCAGAGACGCCUCCAUCCACCUCCUGCUGGCCACGCCUCAGUCCUCCAUCCCCAGGGACGUGUCUCUGGACCUGACCUUUGACCCCCACAGAGUCCUGCUGAGAGUCAAACAUCCACUGAAAACCAUCAUUCUACAAGGACAACUGGAGCAAGAGAGGAGAGUCAAAUCAGGGCUGCUGGAACUCACAGUGGACAGCGUUCAAUAUUACAUCAUGGGUUUGAUGGACAGCAGCAGCCUUCAGUCUGAGCAGAGGACACGCUACCACCUGGAAGCUAAGACGGCCGCCUAUGAACACCCCAUGAUUCUGUCCGCUAACGUUAGCCGUGGACCGGGACCAAGGAGCAGCUUCUCUGCUUCCAUGAAGAACGUCUUUAGAGAAACUGCUUCCCUCUCAGUGGCCCUGGAGCGGAGGCGGGACCUCAGCAGCAGCCAAUACUCAGUGGAGGCGGAGCUCUUCUUACCUGGACUGGUGGGCAGCAGGAUGCUGGGACUGAUGGAGCAGAAGGGGGCGCUGUGGAGCUCUUUGCUUAGGGUCAAAUACGGCCUGAGAGGCAACUCCAGGAACCUGCUUCAGGAGUGCUUCACGUCCCAGAGACUGAGGAGCGGGAGGGACUCUAACCUCACCUACAUCAUGAGAGCCGACCAUGAGUUCUUCUGCACUGACACUGCAUCCAUCAACCAUAAGAUCCACGCGAGGCAUGAGGAAGGACCGGCGCACGUUAAAUCACUGCUGGAUUUAAGCUAUGGCAAACACUGGGACCAGAUCAACAACAAGCACACUCUUCUCCUCAGUCAGUCAUUUAAAAACCAGUCUGCACAAAACCACACCAGUUACGUUCUGGAGUUCAUUCUCCAGGUACCAGAGAAGAAUCUGAACUACAGGACGCAGCUGAUGCACUCUGUCCUCACGCAGCAUGGCUCGGAGAGCAGCACCCACUUAAAAAUCAAUUACAACGACCUGAUGCCUCUGGUGGCUGGAUUACACUGGAAAAGCCCCCCCAAAAACUCUCAGCAUAAGAAAUGGGAAGGAACGCUGAGCAUGGACACACCGGGGCUGUACGUCUACACCUCCCACAAGCUGAGCCAGACGCACCCCCGCACCCUGCAGCUCACCUCCGAGCUGACGGCCAGCAAGUGGCUGAGCGUCCAUAAUCUGGUCCUGGACGCUUUCUACAGAGAGAGGGGCAGAGAGAAGGAAGCCCGUCUGGAGGUCUCCUCACCGGCUGCCAACUACGUCCAGGCAGGCGUUCAGGCUGUGGUCGGGAAGCAGGCUCUAAAGGCCCACGGCUCCCUGGCUUCUCUGUGGACUCCUCCUCUGAAAGCAAACGUCUCUCUGGAGACGUCUAAAGCCAGCCUCUCCCUGCUGAUGAGCGCCACAUACGGAAAGCAAAAUGUCAGCUUUGCUGCUGCAGUGAGCGCCACGGAUAAGAAUCUGAAGAAGAAGCAGGCGGUUGUGAAGAUCAGCUUCUCCCAGCCGAAGAGUCGAAGCAUGGAGGUGGAGCUGGAGGGGGGGGUGGAGGAGCUGAGGAGGGACAGCAGGAUGUAUCAGAAAGCAGCUCUGCUCCACCUCAGGUCUGUGAUUCAGACACGGAACCACCAUCAGAUGAAGCCUCAGAGCUGCCAUUUCUCUAAAGAGCAAUUCCUCUGUUUUUAAAGACUUUAUUCA
Cyprinodon variegatus (sheepshead minnow) is the source of this 2310-nucleotide messenger RNA. RefSeq lists its product as uncharacterized. Gene Ontology annotation, biological process: lipid transport. The transcript has 14 exons. The record is from RefSeq and is a predicted model, not a curated record. NCBI's taxonomy places the organism in Eukaryota, Metazoa, Chordata, Actinopteri, Cyprinodontiformes, Cyprinodontidae. Gene Ontology annotation, molecular function: lipid carrier activity. The coding region runs from base 37 to 2298 and encodes 753 amino acids.